UUUACAAUGAGCAGACAAAAAUAAGUUGAAUCUUAGUAACGUAACAAUGUACGUGUAUAUCGCAAUUGAUGGUUGACAUUUGCAUUGAUGUCAGACGGAUUAUUUUGAUAUGUUCUAAUGCUUAGUACUGGACUUAAAAUGACUGUGUGUCAUCAUUUAUAAUAUUAAAGCCAUGGAAUAGUGCUGAACCUAUUUUUCUCAAUCAAUGGUCCUUUUCGUUUAAAGGCAGACAAUGGAUAAAUUUGUGUGCAUUUGUGGGAUCCUGUUAAUUGUCCUGAUUCUCGUCACGGAGAUUAGCGGCAAGUCAGAUUGCCAACGCUGUUCCCAAUGCCCUGGAUCAAGCCUCUGCAAGUGUGAAAAACAAAGGAAAACUAGUUACACUAAUGUUUAUUGCAACGGAGAGGGAAAUCACCGAACAAUUCGCCAUGAAAGACUUCCAGACAGUAUUCAUCGGCUUUACGUCUCUAAUUUUAUUUUCCAAAACCUUUCAAUGGAAACGUUCCCUGUUGCGGUCAACAUUAAAAAGUUCUACUCAAAGAAAAAUGACAUAUGGAAUAUGGAUAACAAUACUUUCUUGAGUUUUCCGUCCCUAAAUGAAGUAUCGAUUUCAGAUUGUACAAUACAAAAUAUUACACAAAUAUUUGACGCCAUCAGCAGUAUGACAGGCAGAGUUAACCUUACCCUUUCUAUCAAUGGCAUGAGACUACUGACAUUAACUAAUAAGCACCUUAAGGUGUCUGGUAAAGCCAUUCUGACUAAUCUGACUCUGGAUAGAAACGAUAUUUCAGUAUUAAACACUACUCUCUUUGCUCAACUCAAUCGUCUCCAACAUCUGUCCGUGGUUCGAAACAGUAUCAGUGGUUUUUCCACUAGUAAAACACAACUCAAAGGUCUUAAGUCAUUAGACCUACAGAGAAACAGAUUGAAUGAUAGAACCGCCAGUUUUUGUUUUGAAAAUGGAACAAGUAUAUUUCCAGAUUUAUUGCUUUUAAAUGUUAGAUAUAAUCGGAUUUCAAAUAUAAAAGACGCCACAUUCUUUUGUUUACAUCGUUUGGAGACACUUGAUCUCACGCAUAACGAUAUAAUUGACCUGGAUUUUUCAAGCAUCGAAUGUCUAAGCUCGCUUCGGCACUUAAUCCUAAAACAUAAUUGGGUUAAAUCGUCUAGUGGAAUCACACCAGUAAACUUUCCACCAAAUUUAAAUCAUUUGGAUUUAAGCGCCAACCAGCUUGGACCAUACAUGCCAAAGCUCUGUUCCAAUAACAGCAUGGCAAGGAACAACCUUACACGACUGAACCUAAACAACAACUUUAUCGCCAAAAUAACAAGUAUCUACACAAAGUGUCUGGUAAAACUGAAGGAAUUAUAUCUCAGCAAGAACGCAAUUGAAACACUUGAAGACAACGCUUUUGCCCACUUGCCAAAUCUUCGGGUUUUGCAUAUUGAUAGCCAAAAGUUCGGUAUAAGACUAAUUACUGACUAUGCUUUUAACAAUUCACUUCUCAAGAAAUUGAACUUGAAGAAUAACUUUGUUUUAGUUAGUGAAAGUAAACUGGAGAACAUUUUUGUCCCAUGCCCGCAUGUAUCAACGCUGCAUUUUUCUGACAACCACGUGAAAGAUAUUACUGCUCUAAUGGAUAUGAUCACGCCUUUAAAGGGACUGACAGAGCUUACAUUGAGAAGGGUAGGGUUGAAAGAAUUUCCUUUUGAAAUAUUUAGCAGGUUUCAGACUUUGAAAAAAAUCUCUUUGGAUCAGAACAACAUAAUGUCGAAGUCUCUUCUGUCCUCCUUACAGUUUUCUUCUUCAGUCAGAUACCUGUCAAUAUCGUAUAACAGACUACAAUUUUGGCACAAACUAUUGAUUCCUCAACCAAUCAUGUCUUCAUUAAGGAAACUUUACAUAGGCCACAACUGGUUUGACUGUUCUUGUAACGAAAGUUCCAGAUGGUUGAGGAACCAGAUUAAAGAAAUACCUUCGGGCACCUUCUUUCAGAACGUUAGACUCAUCAACUGGCCAGAUCGUUACAAAUGUCAUUUCCCCGAGAGUAUGACUGGGACAUUGCUCAAAAACUAUCGACGAACUGAAGAUGAUUGCAAACUUCCAAACAAACUCAUACCUGUUUAUAUUUCUAUUGCAUGUACAUUGUUUGUGAUCUCAGUUAUUGCAGCAGUUGCCAUUUGGAAAAGAUGGUAUAUACUGUACUACUUGCACAAGAUUAAGAAAGGCUGCAAUAGGAAAAUGGCAACAACCAACCCAGAACUAACUCACCUUUUAAAUCACGAUGGGGAAACUUACGACGCGUAUGUUAUUUACAGUGAAAACGAUUGCGGUUUUGUCGUUGGAGAUUUCCGGAAGCUUGUUGAAGAACAAUUAAACUUCAAGCUCCAUAUUUGGGACAGGGACGGUAGUAUUGGAAAUGCAAGAUCAGAUUCCUACUUUGAUGCAAUGGAAGCAUCCAGACAUGUGUUAAUUAUCGUUUCUGACAAUAUCUUCAAAGAUUCUUGGUGCGAGUUCCAGAUAAACAUUGCUUUGAUGAGGAACGUUGAGACGGAUGGGCGAAAGAAAAUUUUUCUAGUCAUUUUGAGUAACCUAAAUGUAGAAUCCAUGAAGAAAUCGUGGUGUUCGUUGCUUGCUAAAACGUCUUCAGGGAAAUGGUGCGAAACGGAAAAUGGGAUACGGCGAAAGGUGUUCGUAGAAGAUCUCAAAUCCACUCUUUUUAACUGUAAUUUGUAGAAGCAUUAGUUCAACUCUGUAUAUACUGUACUGUAUGUUGUGGUAAACUGUUCACGCAAAUUGUUUUUAAUAAGAACUUUUUUAAUGAAACAUACUUUUAAUAUAGUGUUUUUUUCUUGGUCAUAUUGUAUGACUAUGUGCACUAUCUUUAUUGUAAAGGACACAGGUACAUUUUUUAGUCAAUGUUAUACAAUAAUUAGUAUCUCAGUCUUAACAAUGUCCCCCUCAUUUAUUAUCGUGUAGAGGAUGUAACUUACUCAAUUGUAUUUGAUAUUCGAUCAAACUUCACAGAAAUAUAUAGCAGCACGGAAAAGUGUCCGAUCACAUGAAAGAUGGGACGAAGCAAAAGAAGUCCCCCGCUUUGCACCGUUUAUUAGGGACUGGCAGAACCAGUAGUUGUUCGAGAUAAUGUUCUUUAACGCCAAGCCACUAUUGCAGAGGAUGACAAACUCCAGUUGGUGAUUCCAGAACCCUUGAGGAAGGAAGCCUAUCUUGAACUGUAGGUACUGUUAAGACUAAACUUGACAGUUUGUGCACUAGUGUUGCACUACAAGUGGACUACUUAGUGCACUAGGGUAAGACAAGGGACAGACUAAAUAAAGAUAAGGUACUGACCAGAUAAGGUUUCUACAGUAUAUAAUAAAUGCUGUUUUACAGCGAAACUUAGCAUAAUUUGUGCAGUUUCACCUGGUGUUUUAAUGUUAAUUAAUAUUUAAAGGAUAAUUAUAAUUCAUUAUCACCUUUCAGGUUAAUAAUAUGGAAUUAGAAAAUUAAAACAAAUAUAUACGAAAAAAUGUUGUCGUAGAUUAUAUGUUUAAAAAAGAACAAUUUACAAAUGUACAAACAUUAUAAACUGCAUGUGUAAUUAAUGAUAUACGGUCAACGGUUGAUGCAAUUUAUAUACUUAUGUCAUGAGUGCAAACAUAUUUAAAUGAAAAUAAAAUAUUGUAUGUUAUAUGUGUCGAUAUGAUAAAAAGUUUUGAUUCUAUAUAUAAAAAUGCAUUAUGGCUAAAAAUAUUUAAAUGAGAAAUCCAAGGCAAACUUCUUAGAAGUAUAAGCGAUAUGUACAAACAAGUUAAAUCAUGUGUUAAAUCAUGGUCUGAUUUUCUGAAUAUUGUUAUUAAGCUGUUGGCUUACGCCAAGGAGAGGUAAUUUCGUCUGUAUCGUUUUCUGUUUUUGUUGAAUACUUUGAGUUGUAUUUGAAAAUAAUGUUGAAUCUGGUUUAUAAUUAAAUGAUAUUGUAUUUAUGUUAUUGUUGCUCGCAGAUGGCAUGACCAUUGUAGGAAAAACACCCACAGAGUUUCAAGAUUAUUUAGAAACAAUAUAGGAGUAUUGUAAUGCCUGGAGACUUAAGUUAAUACCUCUAAAUCUAAAAGUAUGGUUUUACGUAAACGUGGUGGAUUAUUAACCACUGAGCGUUGCGCCUACAAUGGAAACGUUAUCGGCGUAUACGGGAAAUUUUGCCGUUAAUCAAUAACAUUUAAUUGGCAAAGCCCUAAAUGAUUUGAAUGGUCUAUUAUGCAAAUGCAAAUAUUCCGACAUUAGUCCAAAUAUACUUUUUGCCAAGUGUUUAAUGCUUUAUUUGUCUGUUUUAAAUUAUGCUUGUAAAAGUGAGGGAAAUUCUAAAUGAAAAGAAAUAGAGAGAAUACACCUUAAAGUUUGCGAGAAACUGUUGAAGGUUAGGCCAAAUUCAUGUAAUGCUUGUAUGUAUGGUUAACUUGGAAGAUAUUCGCUUUAUAUACAAAGGUAUAUAAGAAUAAUGAAAUAUUGUAAUAGUGGUAAAAUAAAUUGGGUAUCAGACUAUCAUGUUUUGCUCUUAUACAUUUAG
This is a messenger RNA of Mya arenaria, 4562 nucleotides long. RefSeq names its product toll-like receptor 6. Gene Ontology annotation, biological process: toll-like receptor signaling pathway; immune response. The coding region runs from base 233 to 2734 and encodes 833 amino acids. Gene Ontology annotation, molecular function: protein binding; transmembrane signaling receptor activity. The record is from RefSeq and is a predicted model, not a curated record. Gene Ontology annotation, cellular component: membrane. NCBI's taxonomy places the organism in Eukaryota, Metazoa, Mollusca, Bivalvia, Myida, Myidae. The transcript has a single exon.